Molecule: messenger RNA, 978 nt
Organism: Fimicolochytrium jonesii
Lineage: Eukaryota; Fungi; Chytridiomycota; Chytridiomycetes; Spizellomycetales; Powellomycetaceae
Exons: 5
Coding region: 1-978 (325 amino acids)
Source: RefSeq, a predicted model, not a curated record
AUGGGAAAUGGGGGCAAGCGCGUGUGGGUAUUAUUGGCAGGCGAGUGUGGGGUUAACGGCAAGCGUGUGGGUUUGAUGGGCAGGCGAGUGUGGGAUUACAGAGAGUGCAGGAUGUCAAAACCAAAACGACACUACCGGCGAAGCGUGAGCCAGCUCGAAUGGACGGAGACUACGCCAGCAAGAGAACAGGAGGCUGAGGUUCCUCACAUGCUGGGCCACAUCAACAUGCCGUCUGGCUUUGCGGGUGGCCUCAACCUAGCAGGUGUCCAAGGUCCCGCAGGCCAACUGAAUCUCAACCACGUGCAAUCCGCCACCAAAGCAGCCAACCACCACCUCGGUCCCGACUACGUCAUGCCGCCUCAACAGCAGCAGCAAUAUUUGCAGCUUGCGCUUGCGUCCGCCAUCGCCGAGCAAGUCUUGGAAAUGCGCACGCACUUUUAUUCGGGGUUAUAUAUCCGCACUCAGCCCUCGAUCGCAGCAUUCGUUUUGGGGAAUGAUGAUGGCACAGGCCGAGCGAGGAUAUUGCCGCUGAGGCAAGGAAGGACCUGGAGGCUGAGCGUCAGCGUAGGGCGUGGAAACGCCGCAGGGCAUAACGAAAGUUGUUUACAACUGCGCAACGCAUUCAACGAGAAGAGAUUUCGCGGCAUCAUGACCACCAAGGAGAAGAUGAAACUUGUGAAGAUGGUGACAGGCGUGCAGGCAUGGGGAGAAAGGGAAAGUUGGGAUUUGACGGUGCAGGAGGCGGAGAGGGAUCUGGACGAGGUGCCGAUGCGAUCUUGGCAGCGUACGAGGCCGCGGCACAACCAAAAACGCCGGUUCCAACCGCAAGUCCACAUCGUGUCGUCGCGCCAUCGUUCUUCAAGGUCAUUCACGGUCUGGACAGCGUCGAUGACCAACGGUUCGAACAACUGGAUAAGAAAGACACCUACGCCGAGCUGGCCAAGCUCGCUGAACGCCGGUUCAGCGAGAACACCUUGA